AUGAAUGCUGAGACGUGCGUCUCUUACUGCGACUCGCCCGCGGCCGCGAUGGACGCCUACUACAGCCCAGUCUCCUCGCAAAGCCGCGAGAGCUCGCCUUCUUUUCGGGCAUUCCCUGCGGCUGACAAGUUCAGCACCGCGUUCCUGGCGGCCAAGGGUCAGAGCUACGGUGAGGCCAAGUGCCGGGGCCGCUACACCCCUCAGCAGCAGCAGCCGCCGCCGCCGCCGCAGCAGCCCCAGCAGCAAGACGGGGCUGCGCCCCUGGAGAGCAGCGCGGGCCAGGCGCAAAGCGGCGCCGGGCCGCGGGGCUCCUUCAGCAAGUAUCCGCCGCCCCAGCCGCCCCAGCCCCAGCCUCCACCGCAUCUCUACCUGCAAAGGGGAUCUUGCAAAACGCCCCCGGACAGCAGCCUUAAGCUCCCAGAGGGCAGCGGUGGUCACAACGGGCCCCUGCAGGUCUCCUGCUACGCCAAAGAAAGUUCCUUGGGAGAAACUGAGAUAGCACCCAACUCUGACCCAGUGGGGAUGGACAGCAACUACCUCGGCAUGAAGGAGGCUGGGGUGAAGGGCUCCCAGGACAGGGCUGGCACAGACCUACCCAGCCCCAUGGAAAAGGCCGACUCAGAAAGCAACAAAGGGAAAAAGCGACGGAACCGUACUACCUUCACCAGCUACCAGCUGGAAGAGCUGGAGAAGGUCUUCCAGAAGACCCACUACCCAGACGUCUAUGCCCGAGAGCAACUGGCCAUGAGGACGGACCUCACCGAGGCUCGGGUGCAGGUCUGGUUCCAGAACCGACGGGCGAAAUGGAGGAAGCGGGAGAGGUUUGGGCAGAUACAGCAGGUUCGAACUCAUUUCUCUACGGCCUACGAGCUGCCCCUCCUUACCAGAGCUGAGAACUAUGCCCAGAUCCAGAAUCCAUCUUGGAUUGGUAAUAAUGGAGCAGCUUCUCCUGUCCCAGCCUGCGUGGUCCCCUGUGAUCCAGUGCCCACCUGCAUGUCUCCUCAUGCCCAUCCCCCUGGUGCCAGUGCUGGUGUCUCUGACUUCCUGAGUGUCUCCGGGGCCAGCAGCCACGUGGGCCAGACACACAUGGGCAGCCUCUUUGGGGCCACAGGCCUCAGCCCCGGCCUCAACGCUUAUGAGCUCAACAGUGAACCUGACCGGAAGAGCUCCAGCAUCGCGGCCCUACGGAUGAAGGCCAAAGAGCACAGUGCUGCCAUUUCUUGGGCCACAUGA
This is a messenger RNA of Vombatus ursinus (common wombat), 1233 nucleotides long. RefSeq names its product ALX homeobox 4 (gene ALX4). Gene Ontology annotation, molecular function: DNA-binding transcription activator activity, RNA polymerase II-specific; RNA polymerase II transcription regulatory region sequence-specific DNA binding. The record is from RefSeq and is a predicted model, not a curated record. Bases 1 to 1233 code for a protein of 410 amino acids. The transcript has 4 exons. Gene Ontology annotation, biological process: regulation of transcription by RNA polymerase II. Lineage: Eukaryota; Metazoa; Chordata; Mammalia; Diprotodontia; Vombatidae.